This is a messenger RNA of Heterocephalus glaber (naked mole-rat), 4031 nucleotides long. It is a transcript of the gene Myf6, whose product is annotated as myogenic factor 6. Gene Ontology annotation, biological process: positive regulation of skeletal muscle fiber development; positive regulation of myoblast differentiation; muscle organ development. The record is from RefSeq and is a predicted model, not a curated record. NCBI's taxonomy places the organism in Eukaryota, Metazoa, Chordata, Mammalia, Rodentia, Bathyergidae. Gene Ontology annotation, molecular function: DNA-binding transcription factor activity, RNA polymerase II-specific; protein dimerization activity; RNA polymerase II cis-regulatory region sequence-specific DNA binding.
GGUUCCUCUGGGUUUUUGAGCCCAUCACCCAGUUCAGAUAGAGUCAGAGGCCAAGGAGGAGAACAUGAUGAUGGACCUUUUCGAAACUGGCUCCUAUUUCUUCUACUUGGACGGGGAAAAUGUUACUCUGCAGCCCUUAGAAGUGGCAGAGGGCUCUCCUUUGUAUCCAGGGAGUGAUGGUACCCUGUCCCCCUGCCAGGACCAAAUACCCCCUGAAGCCGGGAGCGACAGCAGUGGAGAAGAACACGUACUGGCGCCCCCCGGCCUGCAGCCUCCCCACUGCCCGGGCCAGUGUCUCAUCUGGGCUUGCAAGACCUGUAAGAGAAAAUCUGCCCCCACCGACCGGCGGAAAGCCGCCACUCUGCGCGAGAGGAGAAGGCUCAAGAAAAUCAACGAGGCCUUCGAGGCGCUGAAGCGGAGGACUGUGGCCAACCCUAACCAGAGGCUGCCCAAGGUGGAGAUUCUGCGGAGCGCCAUCACCUACAUUGAAAGACUGCAGGACCUGCUGCACCGGCUGGAUCAGCAGGAGAAAAUGCAGGAGCUGGGGGUGGACCCCUUCAGCUACAGGCCCAAGCAAGAAAUCCUUGAGGGUGCGGAUUUCCUGCGCACCUGCAGCUCCCAGUGGCCAAGUGAUCAUUCCAGGGGGCUGGUGAUAACUGCUAAGGAAGGAGGAGCAAGCACCGAUUCCUCAGCCUCGAGCAGCCUUCGAUGCCUUUCUUCGAUCGUGGACAGUAUUUCCUCGGAGGAGCGCAAGCUCCCGUGCUUGGACGAGGUGGUGGAGAAGUAAUUGCGCCAGCCCGGAAGACCCCUUCGCCUAAUCCUUUAGAUUAGGUCACGUUGCAUUAAUAUUUAGGAACCAGACUCCAGAGCUUAGGAAAGGGAAAGAGACAUACUCACAAAGAAACUGUUGUGCACAUUCAAAUGAAAAAGGCCUUUUGGCUUUGGGUUUUUAUUCUUUGGAACAGUGAGUGGCUUAGGUCUAGCACCCUUAUUUUUGUUGUUUGGUUUUGUUAUAUAUCCACUUUUAUUUCGGUCAUCCUUUUGUGCCAUACUCAAAAGAAGUUCAUUCCUGUCUAAAGCAAAGUGGGAAAGUUGAAUCUUAGUGAUAUUUAAAUGUAUUUUUGUAAAUAAUCGUAGUAUUUUCAUUUUUUAUGUAAACCUUGGAAAUAUAUUUUAAAUGUGGAAUGAUAGAUUGUAUAUAAAAUGUGUGAGGAUCCUGGUAUUGUAAUAUUAAAAGUAAGUUUCUAUAUGAAUAAAGUUGGCCUUAAUUUGAUUCAGCUGAGAAACUAUGUUUAAGGGCAACAGUAAAGAGGAGAAAUAUUUUAAUUCAGACAGUACACAAGCCCGUUUAUUUGAGUCUUCUCUUUCAUGCUGAUUUAAAGGCAGGAAAAUGAGUUGCUUUGUUUUGUCUGAAUCAAACUGAGCACUUCAGUAUUUUACGUAGAUCUCUCACUUAGAAUUGAGCGUGAAGAGGGAAUUUGUAUUUUUUCUUUUGUUAGCAUCUUUUCUUUUCUGUUCUACUGUUCUGUACUUUGGCAGUCUGGGUAAAAUCUACUACCCAAGAUUAACAAUUGAAUGUUCAAUCUAGCAAAAUCGUAUUACAAGGAACCCCAAGCAAAAGUCUCUGCUUGUUUUCCCAGAUGACUUUCAGUUCUGUUAGUCAAGAUUCGUGUUUCCCUCGACAUUCCAGGCUGUUCCCAAGAGUGCUCUGGAGUACCAGAGGGCUGCCUUGGCCUCCUCUCCUAGUUUUCUUGAACUAGACCGGUCCCUGGCAGCCUGGAAUAUCCUCCACAAGGCCUCCUUGGCUUGGGUUUGUUUUCCCAAUAGAAAGAUAAAAGAAGGGAACAAUCUGUCUCUUGAGGUAAGGAGUUACUUCAAGACAGGGAAGGGUUAAAUGGCUGAAGGGAAAAGACAACAACAACACACAUGAAACCUCUUAGCUGGGCCAAACAGCAAAACCCCAGAGAGGCUAGAAGCCCCAGGAGUUCCCCACGGUGAGGAUUUUGCAACGUGUGCCAGGUUUGUUUAUCUAGUAACCUCAGGAAGAAACGACCACCGACCACCGAGAAACGCAGUGGGAAGGGAGGUGGGGGACAGGAGCAAGCCAUUUCUUUUGAAUUACCACUUUUCUCUUACAUUCUGUAAAUAGUUCCUUCACUCCCUUCCCCUAUUCCUUAACUUCUCCCUUCUCUUUUAGCCUACCGCGGUCUUCAAAUCAAAUAGAAUUCAGCAUUCUGCAGCCCAACCUUGCUUCCUAACCCUCAAAGGGCUGGACCUUAUUCUUUAUUGGACCCCGAAGAAGUUUCAGAAAGUGCCACAGACAGAGGCCUCUGCAGGUGUGCAGUUAAAUCUUGCCCCUUUCUCUGGUCAGAAAAGAAUGCCUCUUUCUGGAGGUAAUGUAUCUGAAAUUCUUGGGACCAGAAUUGUUUCAGAUUUUUAAAUAUUUGCAUAGACUUUGUGGUUAAGCAUCUCUAAUCCAAAAAAAAAAUCCAAAAUCUGAAAUCCUCCAAAAUCUGAAACAUUUUGAGUUCUCUGGCAGCAGUCCAAAUGUUUGGAUUUCAGAGUAUUUCAGAAUUUGGAUUUUUGGAUUAGGUAUGCUCCACCUGUAGUUUGCUUAAUUGGCAUAUGGAUAAUUCUGUUCAUUCUGAACUACUGUUAAAAUGCAGACGAAUUCAUAGAGGAAAUGGACAUUGACAUAUAAUACCCUUUAAAGUCUUGAGAGAGACAGGUGGAAGAUUCAGUGGAUGCAACUGUUGAGUUUACAGGAAGCUGACUGCCCAGAUUAAAUUCAUGCUGCUAUUGUGUUGCCCUGGACUAGUCACUGUUCCUUCUUAGUAAAGUUGCCUCAUUUAUGAAAUAAUGGGGUAGAUAAUAGAGCCUGAUUCUUAGGGUGGUGAAGAUUCACUGAGAUAACACACAUGAAGCCAAAAGAGCACAAAAUAAGUGCUAGAUACCAACUCUCUUUAUUUUUUCAUUAGUAAAACUAAAUUAACCAUUGAGAAGUUUCUUUUCUACAAAAAGCCAUGAUUCCUUCAAUCGUUGCUGGCUUUGGCUGGGAAAAAUAUUUACAAGGAGAACAGCAGCAGUGUGAAUGACACAUUUUUAGUGGGUUUUGUAUUAACUCAUAAUCCUAAAACAACCACCAAGAGAGGUACUGUUACUACUUCUACUUUAGAGAAGAGGAUUCCUUGGAAUAGAGUGGUCCCACCAUCUGCUAAGUAGAAAGCCAGAUCUCAGAGCCAGGCAAUUAUCAAUGGCUGCAAGCUUCUGCUCUCAACUGCCAUGCACUCUGGAAGAGUAGCCUUGGGAACGUAGGCACAUUUUAUGGUCUGUAGAAUAAUUUGGCUCACUUUGACUAUUGUUUCCCAAAAGCUCUUUCCCCACAGUGGUUAGCUACUGAACUCCAAAUUAGAAUAUCUUUCUCUGAGAAAUAAAUGAGAAACUAUUUACCAACCAAAUUAUCCAACCAAGAUGUGUGUGACUAUAUCUGAAUGGUGUGUAUCCCCCGUUAACCAUGCAUAUUAUAUAUCUAUGGAUUUUUUUCCUGAGAAUAAGUAAGAAUUUGCCCUAAAAUGUAUAUAUACACCUAUAUUUUUGAAAUCAAAUUUAUUACACAACUAAAAUAAUACAUCAUAAUUGACUAGGUUACAUUCAUUUUCUUUAUGAUUGUAUUUAUAUGUAUAGUAAGAUUUGUAUUAUAAAUUGUACAGCAGCAGGACAUUUUUAUCCGUUCAUGGACUACUUGUUGAUGGAUUUUAUUCAGUCUUUGUAAACCAAAUCCUCUCUAUCUUUCUUAGCUAGGUAACUUGAGAAAUUGUUUGGAAUAAGUUUGCCUAUGGAAGUCUCUUCAUUAAAUAGAGCAAAUAUUUCCCAAAGACUUCAUGUGACCUCCCCUGCUGUAGCUGCUGACAUACUGGACUUUCCAAUGAAAUUCUUGGUGUGUUUGCAAUUAAAUUGUUUUUGUUUGAUAUUAAUGAUGAUAAUCUUUACCAAGGCCAAAGCCAAAACAAAUAAGGCUGGGGAAGCAGAAA